AUGAAAAUGAAAGAAAAAGCUGAAAAUGAUGUUUCCACAAAAGAGAUAUAUGAAAAGAAAAGACUUGAAGAAGAAAAAAUUGUCCACUAUCAAAAGCUAUUGAAGGCAAUAAAUGAUGAAUUGGAUGCAGAAAGGGAAGCAUUUAGGAAGAAUAAAGAAAACUUAGAUAAAUUGGCAAUCACUGAACAGGUUGAGGAACAGGUAGAGCUAGAAGAUGGAAUGAAAAGCUUGCAAGAACAGUUUGAAGAGGACUUGAAACAGCCAGAGCAAUUGAUGAAUAAAAGGCAUGAAUAUGAAGUUUCCCUUCGAGAAAUGAUAGAAUCAGCAAAAAUAAACCAAGCAGACCUUCUUAAAAGGAUAAGACAGGCUAAUGAAAAAUUCACAAAGAUAAAGGCAAGAAAUACUGAUCUUAGAGGAAAAAAUAAAAUUCUUAAUGACCAGCUUAAAACUGCUCUACAGGAAGAAUACGGAUAUUUUAUGGCCAAGCUAGUGUCCCAAGAAGUAAUUGACAAACUAGAAGAAACUAUCAUUGAGAAAAGAGCUUUUUUAAACAAAAGACUAACUGACAUCAAAGCUCUAGAAGAAGCGAUAGAAAAUCUCCGGACCCUCUAUCGAACAACUAUAGAAUCUUAUCGUAAACAAAUAGAGUUCCUGAAAGGAAAUUGGGUGAAAGAAAGUCAAAGAAGUGUUAUAAAUCAAUGGAAAAUAAUCCACCUUCAAAAACAGCAUGAGAACUGGGUGAAAACAGAAGAAGCCAACAUCCAAGAAAUCAUACAAAAAAUUGAUCAAGUUGAAAAGAGGCGAAUUGAAGUAGUUGAAGAGAGUAUUACUUGCGAUGAAGAAAUCAUUAAACAUGAAGAAAAAAUAGAAGAACUUUGUGAAGAAUUAAAAGAAGAGGAGGAAAUAUUUUCAAAAGUUGAGCAAGAUGUAACUGACAAAUUAAAAGUAAUAGAGGACAAAUAUAUUGCACAUUUUGAAAGGGCCAAAGAAAAGGAAGAGGAACUGGAAAUGUUUAUCCCCAAAGUGAAAGUGAUCGAGGAUGAGUAUGAAGAAAAUGCCAAAGAGUAUGAAACCCUCAAAUAUCAUGUUUCAGCACAGAAUCGUGAACAAGAGUCAUUGAAAUAUGGCAUUGGUUUGAUGAAAAAGGAAACAUCAAAAUACAAAAAUGAUAGGGAACAUCUGAAGAAUUUAUUGAAAAAAGGCCGAAGUGAGGAACUUUUAAGAAUGAAAAAGCGACUAAGCAUUAUAUAUCUUUCAGAAAGAAAUAUUUAUGAAACAGAACAAAAAUUGAGACUUUUAAUUCUGGAAAACUACAGAAUAAGAAAAGCUCUUAAGCUACUGAGAGAAGAUAUAGCUUAUUUUCAAAAGGAAGGAGAAAAUCAUAUUGCUUCAGCAGAAAAAAUGGAGGUGGAAGUAGAUGAGCUUAAAGCCCUUUAUGCGAAGAUGUGGACAGAAACUCUGAAGGAAAUAAAGAAAUUUAGAGAAGAGAAUAAGAUUACAUUGGAAGAAAUUGUAAAGCUAGUAAAAAUGCUUUAUAAGAGAGAGGAAAAACUGAAGGUUAUUUGUGGUUGGCUCAGACGGAACGUUGAUAAUCUGGAGUACAUAAUUGAUUAUAAAGAAUCAAACACUAACAUUGGAGAAACUGAAAAAACAGAGAAAAAAAAGAAAGCGACAAUCAACAAAACUAUGAGCAAAGGAACAAUAAUUCCAACAUCUCUUCAAUAAAACCAUCUAAACAGAAAACCUGUUGCAUAUUACUGUUUUAUUCUUUGUCAAAAUAUUGUAUAGGUGAAAAUAAAUAAGAUUCCUAAAAAAACCAC
Dromiciops gliroides (monito del monte) is the source of this 1820-nucleotide messenger RNA. RefSeq names its product coiled-coil domain containing 175 (gene CCDC175). The record is from RefSeq and is a predicted model, not a curated record. Lineage: Eukaryota; Metazoa; Chordata; Mammalia; Microbiotheria; Microbiotheriidae. The transcript has 16 exons. The coding region runs from base 1 to 1725 and encodes 574 amino acids.